This is a messenger RNA of Candoia aspera, 2031 nucleotides long. RefSeq names its product solute carrier family 35 member F3 (gene SLC35F3). Bases 300 to 1574 code for a protein of 424 amino acids. Gene Ontology annotation, cellular component: membrane. The record is from RefSeq and is a predicted model, not a curated record. Gene Ontology annotation, biological process: thiamine transport. NCBI's taxonomy places the organism in Eukaryota, Metazoa, Chordata, Lepidosauria, Squamata, Candoiidae. The transcript has 7 exons.
GUAUCCGUCGAAGUGUGGUUUUGAGGGCUUCCUUGCUCCCACGGAAGACCCCAGGAUGCCAGCAGCCGGCGAAGGGGCGUGGAUUGGCUUAUGACGUUUUGUUUGCAGCAGAAGGAGAACGUGCGAGAUAGGAGGUGGCGAACAGCUGCAGGGGCAGCGGAAGGCUCGAGAGUGAGCGAGGCUGGCAGCCGCCGAGGCGGGUUGUCUGCUCGCGGGAAGGGGAGCCCAGCGCUCAGCCGCCACCGGCUUCAGGAUGUAGGCGAUCAGCGGAAGGGCUCUUACUGGCAGAAGGGCUCAUCAUGAAGAAACACUCGGCCAGAGUAGCCCCUCUUAGCGCUUGCAACAGCCCGGUUCUUACUCUCACCAAAGUGGAAGGGGAUGAGCGCUCCCAUGAUUGCACAACACCAGCAGAAGCUCAGACACAAGCUGGGAUGGAAGCUGGUGGAAGAGGGAGCCGAUGUUGCCAAACUUGCUCUGUGAUCCAGCUUAAGAAAAUUUUCUGGGGAGUAGUGGUGGUACUUGGUGUCUGCUCUUCCUGGUCAGGAUCAACCCAGCUAGCAAAACUGACCUUUAAAAAAUUUGAUGCACCCUUCACUUUGACAUGGUUUGCAACAAACUGGAACUUUUUAUUCUUUCCUUUGUAUUACGUUGGACAUGUCUGUAAGUCAGCUGAAAAACAAUCUCCCCAACAAAGAUACGGGGAGUGUUGUCGAUUUUUUGGAGACAAUGGCUUGACGCUGAAGGCAUUUUUUACCAAGGUAGCACCUUUCGGUGUUCUUUGGACACUCACAAACUACCUGUACUUACAUGCAAUAAAAAAAAUAAACACUACGGAUGUCUCCGUUUUGUUCUGCUGCAACAAAGCUUUUGUGUUCUUGCUUUCGUGGAUUGUUCUCAGGGACAGAUUCAUGGGAGUGAGGAUUGUCGCUGCUAUACUUGCUAUUGCAGGGAUAGUUAUGAUGACUUAUGCAGAUGGAUUCCACAGUCAUUCAGUUAUUGGAAUAGCACUUGUUGUGGGAUCUGCCUCAAUGUCAGCUCUUUACAAGGUUUUAUUUAAGCUUCUCCUGGGCAGUGCUAAGUAUGGAGAAGCUGCCUUAUUUUUGUCAGUGUUAGCUGUUUUCAAUAUCCUUUUUGUUACCUGUAUUCCUGUCAUCCUUUACUUUACCAAAGUUGAAUACUGGAGUUCUUUUGAUGCCAUUCCUUGGGGAAGCAUUUGUGGAUUUUCAGUCCUAUUAUUGACAUUCAAUAUUUUAUUAAAUUUUGGGAUUGCUAUUACAUAUCCUACCUUAAUAUCUCUUGGGAUUGUACUAAGUGUACCUGUAAAUGCUAUUGUUGAUCACUACUCGAGUGAUAUUGUCUUCAACAGUGUCCGUGUAAUUGCCAUUGUCAUAAUUGGCUUGGGCUUCCUCCUGCUGCUUCUACCAGAGGAGUGGGAUGAGUGGCUAAUAAAACUUCUUACCCGCCUCAAAGUGCGAAAGAAGGAAGAGAUUCCAGAGGGAAACGGAGACAUUGUUUCAGGAUUGCAAAAUAAAAGUAGAAGAACACGCCCCUCCAUGUCAUCUUUCACACAUUAAUAUAAUUUUAUGAACAUUCUUUAACAUUGUAUACUAUAAUUCAUAGCUUUUUUCUUGCAAAGCACAUAUGUUCAAUACAGUAAAUAUACACAGAUGUACAGUUUUGAUAAUAAUAGUCCAAGGCAUCAAGUUUCAGCAUCUCUAAAUUGCUUGCACUGUUUCACAUUCAACCUUUCACUUGGGAGAACUUCUCUAAAAAAUCAAAAAUGAAAUUCUUUUUAAAUGAAUGUAAUGUAUAAACUAACGAUCUUUGCAUAUAUGAUUUUAUUGAUAAAUCAUGAGAUGGAGGGCAUAUAUUUUGAACAUUACGUACUGAAUAAUACAUUGCACACUGUGAUUUAUGCGUGUGUGCAUGCACACACAUAAACAUAUAUAUAUAUAUAUAUAAAUAUACAACACACAUAUAUAAUGAGAAACAAGUAUUACGCUUAUGUCAUAAGCUUAUUUUUUACGAGAG